AUGCCUAAUGCUGUUGAUAUAUCUGUUGGAGAUUAUUUCAAAGUUUCCCGAAAUGAUGGAAAACAAUAUCCCGCUUUGAUUGUGGAAACAAGGCAUGACGAUAAUCGCCAGGUUGAAUACUUUGUUCAUUAUCUGGAUUUUGACCGCCGACUGGAUGAAUGGGUUACAAUUAAUCGUAUUGACUUAUCCACUAAGUUUACGAUUCCUGAAAAUCAGAGUGAGGUCUUACAUGUACCUGGACACGGUGGUGGACGACUCACGCGCCAUCAGAAAAGGCGCUAUGAAGAAUUAAGCGGAAGAUCUAUUGAAUUCAAUCAAAGAGAUAGCGUUACUCAACGUCUUGAGCGCGAACAUCAGGAAUUUACACGCGUUAAAUUCAUUGACACGAUUCAAUUUGGAAAAUACGAGAUUGAUACCUGGUAUUUCUCUCCCUAUCCCGAGGAAUAUAGACGGCUUAAAUUUCUCUGGAUCUGUGAAUACUGUUUAAAGUAUAUGAAAUUCGAAAAUUCCUGGGUACGCCAUGUUAUACAUGAAUGUCGUUGGCGUCACCCUCCGGGAAGGCAAAUCUACGAGAAAAACAAUAUUUCUGUCUUUGAAGUUGAUGCAACUGUACAAAAGGCAAGUGAAUUUUUCGUUACUUUGCUUAGUUGCAUUACUAUUUCACCGUCAUUGCUUUUAUAUUGCCAAAAUCUCUGCCUCUUGGCAAAAUUAUUCUUGGAUCAAAAGACUCUGUACUACAAUGUUGUCCCCUUCCUUUUCUACGUUCUUUGUGAAACCGAUACUGAAGGCUCUCAUCUUGUUGGUUAUUUCUCGAAAGAACGAGCGUCAGCAGAAAAUAACAAUCUUGCCUGUAUACUUACUCUCCCACCCUUCCAACGAAUGGGUUAUGGCAAAUUCCUUAUCACUCUGAGCUAUGAAUUAGCUAAGAUUGAAGGCAUGAUUGGAUCCCCCGAAAAACCUCUCUCAGAUUUGGGUCGACUGAGUUAUAAGAGUUAUUGGGAAGACGUAAUCUUCAAUUAUCUUCUCAAGCAUAACACUGCCACUAUUGAUGAUUUAUGCCAAUCAACUUGCAUCGCUAGAGAGGACAUCAUUUGGACGUUGCAAAACCAUAAUGUGAUCAGGCAUUGGCGUCACGGUCAUCAAAUUGAUUUGAGUCGAUCCGAGCUUACAGAUUACAUGAAUCAACUAAGUGAGAAGGCUAGCAGAAGGCAACAAGGCAAAGUUCUCAAUAACAGGUGUAACUCGCCAAUGAUUAGCACUCUAUUGUAUUUGCUAAUUUUCGGACUCACUUAUAUUGAGUGUUCUAUUUAUGAUAUUGAAGAGGAAUACUAUCCGAUCUACUUAUUUUGGAAAUGUCAAGGUGUACCAAAUUUGCAAUCAAAGAAAGUGGCUUUUAUUGAAAGUGCUUCAAGGACAUAUUACUUAGCACGAGCAGGAGGACGCGCUAAAGCUGACCGAAGUCUUGAUUUGCACGUACCUCCAACCUCCGUAAUCACCAAUAAACAGUAUCUUAAAAUGAUUGAAGAGGUUAUUGUUGAGCCAGAGGGUAAUCUUGGAAGUCAAUUGUUAAUGAGGCUUAAUUGUGACCUCUUCAAUGAUCUGAACUGGGUACAAAAGUAUUUCAAUCAUGAACUAAGUCGAGAUACUAAUGGUGUACGUGCUGUACUAGAUUUAAUCUAUCGAGGCAAAAGAUUCUGUUCAAAGGCGGCUAAUUCUACAGGCAUUUGUGGUACCUACAUUCCAACGGAACUGAGUGACUAUACCAUCUAUAAGGAGCCAUCUGAUGCCACGGAAUUAUCGGAGGACUUUCAUGAGUGGUAUCAGAAGAUUCCCCCUGAAAAGCGCUUACCUCUUUCUCUCUUCACAUACUUCUAUGAGAGGAAGGAAAUCCUUAGCAAUCUCUAUGAGGCUCAGGUGGACGCUUUUAAAAUACCUUUCUGUAUCUGCAAGCCAUUCUACACGUACGACAGAGUCCAAGAGAUUUGCGUAGAGGAGAUCGGCGAUUACGCCUGCGGUGGUGGCAAUCCUUGCAUAAAUGGUGGCGAAUGCCGUAAAGCUUCCGUCUCUGAAGAGGAGGAGGCCGAAGACGAAGAUGGGUUAGUUCAAGUCCUUGAAAAGAAGCUCUUUGUCUGCGAGUGUCUGCCAGCCUUCUAUGGUGAACUCUGUGAAUAUGACUUCGAUCCCUGUGCUUCUGGCAAUGGGGUCAAAGCCUGCCAACCAUUCAAAUGUGUUCGUGUUCCUGAUGACCCGUACAAUGGAUUCAAAUGCCGCUGUCCAACUAGAACUCAUAAGGCUAAGAACCCAACUGAGCCUGUCUGUAUACCACUUGAGGCCUGCAAAAGUGGUGCUCUGAAGAAUGGCCCUUGUAAAGCUGGAGGCCGAUGUGAACAGCUGUCAACUACCGAUCCUCUGGACUACAUGUGUCAUUGUCCUCCAGGUUACAGUGGUAAAAAUUGCGAAAACCCGCCACCUGAACCAUAUUGGGCUAGCUGGAGUGCAUGGGGCAUUUGCAAGUGGCCAAAACCUGCGGAAGCCUGCUUUAAACGAGCUUAUCAGGAGUGUACACGUCAGUGUAUCGUGCAUGCCCCUGGACAAACUUGCCAAGGUCCCAGUCGACGAAUUAGAUAUCGUGUGUGUGACAUUAACUCGGCAAAAACUGAUAACGAAGCUGUAACGCAAUCACUGGAAUUGGAACUUAAGAAAAAUCUCCAGUUAGCCUUUGCCCUAUGUGAAGUCGGCCAAUCACUAUCUAUGGGCAAUCAAACCCUGGAAGAAGAGCAAUUACUACAGCCCAUGGAUGAUAUUGGCUCUUUGGAUGAUUGGGCCAAUGAGGGCCCAGAAGAAGCGACGUAUAUUCUAGUACCAAACGUAUUUCGCCAUCUCAAUCAAACUGCCCUGGAUGCUGUGAAUUUACCAACACUUAAUGACCUUAUUUAUCUCACUGGAUGGAUCUUUGCAUGCAUUCUCGGGGUCACUUUAAUUUACAUCUGGUUCUAUCUUAUUAAAAUGUGGAUUCUCGAGUAUUAUGGAGAACAUAGUGAAUCGGCUGAUUCGGAAAAGAAACUGAACAUUAAAAUCAUCGAUGAUUUUAUGAAAGAAACAUCGGAAAAAAUCAAUUUAAAAUCUGAGCUAUUGCGAGAAAAUAAAGUUGCCAGAAAUAAUUGGCCUGAUGAUAGUUUCUUCUCCAAAAAAGAUUCGACACUAAAAAAGAACACCGCUUUUGUCAAGAAGAUUAGAAACUUUGUCGAAAGUUCAAGGGACUCUCUUCUCAAAGACUUUGAUGGUUUAAAUCUCUCAAAGUAUGUGGCUGAAGUAGCCACAGCAAUCACUGAACCUAAGUUAAAACUGUCCGACAUUCAGUUUAUGCUUCGAUUGUGCUCGCUAAUGUUUCGUCGUUAUUCUGAAUUUGAGAUUCUUUUGUUUGAGGCUUGGAAGAAGGUCUUUGAUAAGAACAGGAAGACUCAAAAUCUCUCCAAACUUCGAAUUGAUAUGGUACUCUUCGCCGAUCUUAUUAUAGUUGGUGUCUUACCCGAAGCAGAGUCUCUCCGUUUAUUUUCGCAGCAACUAACACAGCUUACGAAUGGAGAUAAGGAACAAUUUGCUAAUAUUGGUUUAAUUACAAGCUUCUUAAGAAUUUGUGGCGAUGAUUGGGCUGGUCUUAUUCCCAGGAAAUUCAAGCAAGUUUUAAUUUUGGCCAAAGAGUAUGGAAAGACGGUCCGACGUUCCGACUUCAUAGCAAAUGAACGGAAAGUCAAAUGUCGAGCACUUUUCCACGAGUACUAUGAUGCUGCGUUGGAGCGUCUCAUGGCAAUGGGUCGGGAAGCACGUGGUGUUAUUUUCUCGAAUCGGCGAGCCAUGUUCAACAAGGGUGAAGUCCAUCCUGAUAGACAGGAGAAAGAACAACAAUUACUUACCGUUUGUCGAAAAUUUUACGAGUCUGUUGCCUUGCUUGCUGACGCUGUGGAUAAAGAUCCCCCCACCACAGUUGAGGAGAUGACUGCCUGUCAGGAUUAUGAGAUCGAUGAACUCGAUAAGUCUUCUUUCCAUUCUUCUAGUCCUUUAGUUGAUGCCAUAUCCGAGAUGAUUGCCUUUGGGAAUAUUGCAUUGGUUGUCGCAGCUGAUGAAAAAUCUCAUGUAUGGCGAAAUACUACAAAGGAGGAAGAGAAACAAACUUUUCAUGCCUCAUUGCUUUGCUUCUUUCAGGGAGAUAUUAAAAAUUUCUCUGUAUUCGAGGACGAUGACGCCCGAAUGUUCUAUGAAAACCUGGUUGACCUACGUAAUGCUAUUAAUUGUCAAAUGCUAUUUAAAGACUCUGCGUCAAAAAUAACACAAAUAAUUCAACAACCAAAGAACGAUGGGGAUUCUUCCCAAGCUGAUGCGACAAAUGAGGAAAUUGAGGUUGAGAAAAUUGAAAAUGAAAUAGCGGCGGCUGCUGCAGAAGAAGACGCCAUUGACGAGAAUCUUGUCUGUCCGAAAACUCUCGAAAAUGAGGAGCUAGGAGAGGGUGAAAAUGGACUAAUGACUGCAAUGUCAGACAUCCCAAAUUCUUCCAGUUCUGCUUCUCUCAAUCUUCUGGCAGCUCAGGCCUUGGAUACAUCACUUGUUCUCGAUUCUGCGGAAGAAUUAGCGCCAAAUGCAAAAAUGCUGAUGGACACUUUUCUCAAUCGACUACCCAACUGUAUCAAUCGUGAUCUUAUUGAUAAGGCUGCGUUGGAUUUUAUUUCGACUUUGAAUAAAAAAGGGAAUCGUAGGCGCUUGCUCAAUGCUCUUGUUAGUGUGCCAAGAAAUCGAUCUGACCUCCUGCCCUUUUAUGCUCGUCUUGUGGCAAACAUCCAUCCCGUAAUUCGAGAUAUUGGACAAGAUCUGGUUGAGCUCCUUAAACAGGAGUUCAGAUGGCAUUUACACAAAAAAGACCAGAUGAACAUCGAUUCUAAACUCAAAACCGUCCGAUAUAUUGGUGAAUUGGCAAAAUUCCGCAUCUUUCCAGGAAACGAGGUGUUGAAUUUUAUUUCACGUUUGCUGUCCAAUUUUGUGCACCAUCAAAUAGAUAUGACGUGUGGCCUACUCGAUACCUGUGGUCGUUUUCUCUACCGAUCACCCGAAACACAUAUUCGCACAAAAAUCUACCUUGAUAUAAUGACCCGCAAAAAGUUGGCCAUGCAUAUGGACCAAAGGUACUCUCAAAUGAUUGACGAAGCAAUUUAUACAUGCAACCCAUCUCAAAACCCUUGUAAUUUCGUACGUGAGGAAUUGACUGAUAUGCAACGCUUCGUACGCAGUUUGCUUCAUGGAGAAAUGACUCGAAACAAUUACAAAGCCAUAACGAUUGCUUUGAGGAAAUUGGAUUGGAAAGAUGAGAAGUUAAUUGGAUAUCUGAAAAGACUCUUUACUCAAUGCUGGGAGAUUCGUUACACAUCCCUGGAGUAUCUUUCUAGUAUCCUCUCUUUUCUCAUGGAAUUCCACCCAAAGUUUGGUAUCGAAGUUGCUGAUAAUGUUAUCGAUGACAUUCGGUAUUGCUUGGAGAUGAAUGAUCCGUCUUUGCAUCAAAGACAACGGAGCUUGGCAAGAUUCCUUAGUGGAAUGUACAUGUAUCUCAUCAUUGAUUUGCCGGUACUCUACGGUGUUCUCUACGAUCUCAUUGGCUAUGGCGUCAGUUUCGAUUAUAUGCGUCCUAGUGUGAUUGAUCCCCCGACAUCUGUGAUUCGUAUCAGUAUGGUGCUCAUUAUACUGGAUUCUUGUCACGCAUAUUUCAAAAAAGUGACGAGAAGUAGGAGAGUUAAACGUUUCAUUGCCGAUUUUUUGUAUUACUAUUGGUGGAAGCGAACGCAUCCUAUCUACACUCCUAUCGAAUUGGAACAGAAAAACAAGAAUGGAGCACAAUCAGAAAAUGAGUCGAAAGAAACUGAAAAGUCACCAACAGCAUCUCAUUUAAACUCUGAAAGCUCAAUUGACGACCCAUUGUUACAGGCCUUUAAUGACUUUGAGGGGAUUCCAUUUCCUGACGUUGUGGAACAGCAGUACGAGGAAGGCAUGCGUCGUCUACAUUUAGACCCCUAUGCUUUUUACGGUCUGACUACUGUGGAGGAUUUUGAAAGAGUUAUCUAUGAACAGUGCAGUCAAUCUCCCAAGUCGUUUAAACCCGAUAUGUCAAGAGAUACCUCUGAAUCUAUGGAUAGUAUUCCAGAAGAAGAUGACUCGAUUGUUGAGGAGGAGGACGAUGAGGAUACUGAGGAAGAGCGGGAGACUGAAGAGGGAGAAGAAGAAAUGUACAGUGAUGAAGAUGACGACUCGGCCACAUUAUCAGGAGAUGAAAGUGAUUCUGAAGAUGAUGUUGAGGUGGAUGAAGGUACCAUUAAUGGAGAUGCUGGCUCAUUCCGUUCUGACCUUUCCGAUAGUGAUUCAUCAGUACAAGUUAAUCUGAUCCAUUCUUUCCAAUUUGCUGUCGGUUCUGGCCAAAUAGAGGAAGACGAGAUGGUGCGUUUGGGGCUUCGUCCAAAGUACAUAAAGUGUCCCGAAGAUGAUGAGUUUGUUGAAGAGCUUACUCGACUGACUUCGGAGGCCCUGAUGCCUUCAACCACUACUGGUCCACCUGGUGUGAACCCUGCCGCUGUUGGUGUACCUCUCAGCAAUCCCAAUGCCGCAUCUCUUCCCUCACUAGACUCAAUGGGCAUCAGUGUGGCUGCUGUCAAGAAAAUAACCUCCCGAUCGCCGGCUAUGAGUUCGACUCAAUCCACUACGGAAAACAUUAUUGCUGCUCUGGAGUCGAAUGGUAGUAAUGAGAAUCCGGAUCAGAUUGAUUCGACCAAGGACUUCAAUUCAGACCAGGCUUCUCCUUUAAUUAAUUUUGCUCUGGUAGUUCGUAGGACAGAAAAUGGCAAUGCUUCAAGUCGUCCUUGUAUAGUACCUAUUGCCGUACCUCAGUCAGUACCCUUCGCUUCCAGACUCGCUCAUCUGGAGGCCCAAGAGCAACGGGAGAUGGCUAGAAUCAAAGCCCGCGUCUUGGAAAUGCACAAGGCGCAGAAGGAGGCUGAUGCAACAAGUAAUUCGAGUCCGGAGGCGAGUCUUCAAUUGCCUUCUAAUGUGAAUCGAGAUCGAUGGGUGAGAUAUAACCAUCCAAAGCGUGCACCGGAUGCUGAAGAUGUCUUUGGACCUUCCAGCGGACCUCUCUCCUGUGGUUGUGACCGAACCAACGAUGAUGAUUUGUACUUGUUCUUUCUUGCCUCAACUGUCUAUCAACGCCACCACUACUACCACCAUUAUCUUGUGUGUGCUCUUUUCUCUGUCCCACUUUCUCGUUUCACUUUCAUUUUCUGUCAUCUGUUUUUGUGCACAAGUCGCACACGCGCUCUUUUUAUGUGA
Molecule: messenger RNA, 7359 nt
Organism: Rodentolepis nana
Lineage: Eukaryota; Metazoa; Platyhelminthes; Cestoda; Cyclophyllidea; Hymenolepididae
Source: the annotation of a GenBank genome assembly